Rotaria sp. Silwood1 is the source of this 2109-nucleotide messenger RNA. NCBI's taxonomy places the organism in Eukaryota, Metazoa, Rotifera, Eurotatoria, Philodinida, Philodinidae. The record is from the annotation of a GenBank genome assembly.
AUGUCGUCGUCAUUAUCAGAUGUUGAAGAUCAAACAGUUUCAUCUAAUGCUUGUUUUUAUUAUAUUCCUUCAACAACUGAUAAUGAUCAAAUGAUACAUAAUUCAAAUCCAGAAUCGAAUUUUUAUGUUAUUAAAAAUACACAACAAUCAUCGUCUUUUCCUUCAUCAAUAACGACUGCAUCAAGGCCAGGAAAUGCACGAACACUAUUCACUAUUAUUCCAUCAAUGGCACAAGACACAACGAUCAAUACUAAUUCAACAUCAGAAAAAAAAGAUAAACCGGAAUUUGUUGUACGAACAAAUUAUCCGGAUUCAAAUGCCCCAUUAGGUGUAUCUGUUUCUAAAUUUAGCAAAAAUCAUAUUGUGUCAUCUCAACAACGUCUGUUAAUCAAAGGUGGUCGAGUGGUUAAUGAUGAUGGAACAACACUUGCAGAUGUUUUUAUUGAAGAAGGUAUUAUUAAACAAAUGGGUCUUAAUCUUGUAGUUCCAGGUGGAACAAAAACAAUUGAUGCAACAGGCAAAUUAGUUAUGCCAGGUGGUAUUGAUACACAUACUCAUUUUGAAUUACCUUUUAUGGGUACAAAAUCAAUUGAUGAUUUUCUUAGCGGUACAAAAGCAGCUAUUGCUGGCGGUACAACAACAAUACUUGAUUUUGUUAUUCCUGCAAAAGAACAAUCACUUCUUGAAGCUUAUGCACAAUGGCGCGAACGAGCUGAUGCUAAAGUUUGUUGUGAUUAUGGUUUACAUGUUGCUAUUACAACAUGGAAUGAACAAGUUGCUAAAGAUAUGGAAAAACUUACGAAAGAAAAAGGUGUUAAUUCAUUUAAAGUUUUCAUGGCUUAUAAAGAUGUUUUUAUGUUACAAGAUGAUGAAAUUUUUCAAGUAUUUAGUAAAUGUCGUGAGCUAGGUGCUAUUGCUAUGGUGCAUGCUGAAAAUGGUUCCGUAAUAACUGAAUUAGAAAAAGAAAUGUCACAAUUAGGUAUAACAGGACCUGAAGGUCAUCUUCUUAGUCGACCGGAAAAACUCGAAGCUGAAGCCACAAAUCGAGCUAUUACUAUUGCUGAACAAACUCGAUGUCCACUCUAUGUUGUGCAUGUUAUGAGUAAAACAGCAGCUGAUAAAGUUACGGAAGCUCGAUUAAAAGGUCAAGUUGUAUUUGGUGAACCUAUUGCAGCAAGCUUAGGAGUUGAUGGAUCGCAAUAUUUUCAUAAAUGUUGGCGUCAUGCAGCCGCUCAUGUAAUGUCACCACCUUUGCGUAAUGAUGCAACAACUGGUCCUUAUCUAAUGGAUCUAUUGGCUAAUGGUUCAUUAUCAGCAACUGGUACUGAUCAUUGUACGUUUAAUGCUAACCAAAAAGCUCUUGGAAAAGAUGAUUUUCGAAAAAUUCCAAAUGGUGUCAAUGGUGUUGAAGAUCGUUUAGCAGUUAUUUGGACAAAAGGUGUUGAAACUGGAAAACUUGAUAUCAAUCAAUUUGUUGCUGUAACAAGUUCAAAUGCAGCACGUAUAUUUAAUAUUUAUCCUAAAAAAGGUCGUAUAGCUGUUGGUUCUGAUGGUGAUUGUAUUAUUUGGGAUCCUGAAGCAAAUAAAACCAUUUCAGCCUCAACACAUCAUCAAGCAUGUGAUUUUAAUAUUUUUGAAGGUUUACAAUGUCAUGGAUUACCUGUAGUUACGAUUGUUGCUGGUAAAAUUGCUUAUGAAAGUGGACAAUUAAGUGGUGUACAAGGUUCAGGAAAAUAUAUUGACACUCCAUGUUAUGCUGAAUAUGUUUAUCAAAGAUUAAAUAAACGUGAACAACUUCGUGAACAGCAAAUAAAACAACAAAAAAUUGAACGUGAACCAUAUACAGGUGAAGUAUUAGAUAUUAAUAAAGCAACAUCAGAAGCUGAUUCAAAAACAAAACCAAAAGGACAAACAAAUACAAGUAGUGGUGAGCCUACUACUGCUGCUGCUACCGCUGGUUUUCAUAGCCGGCCAGCAACGCGCGCUGGUGGACGAAAUCUAUUAGAUUCGAGUUUUACAUUAUCAGGUGAUCAAUGGGAUGAUCGAAACCAACGAAAGACAACUCGUGUUCAUCAACCACCUGGUGGACAAUCGAAAGGAUUGUGGUAA